Molecule: messenger RNA, 1877 nt
Organism: Oreochromis niloticus (Nile tilapia)
Lineage: Eukaryota; Metazoa; Chordata; Actinopteri; Cichliformes; Cichlidae
Product: integumentary mucin C.1-like
Exons: 3
Coding region: 96-500 (134 amino acids)
Source: RefSeq, a predicted model, not a curated record
CUACAACACCAACAAUCACACCAACAACCACACCAACACCAACGACCACAACUACAGCACCAACAACCACAACUACUGCACCUACAACCACCACGAUGGCACCAACAACCACAAUUACAACACCAACAACCACCACGACUGCACCAACGACCACCACGACAACACCAACCACCACAACUACAGCACCAACCACCACAACACCGACCACAACCACAACACCAACAAUCACACCAACAACCACAACUACAACAACCACGACUACAGCACCAAUGACCACAACUACAGCACCAACAACCACCACUACAACACCAACCACCACAACUACAACCACUAUUCCAGGCCCACAAGCACUGGCACAUCUAAAGAUGAGGUUGACUACAUACGGAGAGGUUAGCAAUGCAACCAUUAUUGCGCUUCUUGAACAGUUUCUUAACACCCAGGUCCUGAAUGGAAUACCCCACAGUAUCUCUGUGACAAAGAUUCAAAAAGUGGGUCCAUAAAAAUUGAAUGUGGACAGAAGUCAAUAAUGAACAUAUGAAGACAAGAGUUUAACAGUGUGUUGGUAGAUUUGUUUCAACAUGAUCCAGAGCGGCGGUUUGCCCUCAGUUGUUCAUGAUAUCUUGAAUGAUGAGUACACUGUUGUGAGAAGAAAACAGCUGUGUUGGAGUGGUCUACAACCAGAUGUGCUUGGAUUGCUCUGCAAGUACAGGAAAUUUCUGGGUAAAAGCAGAUUAGAUUUAAACAUCAAUCCCCUUUUACGAUUAUUUUUGUCAAAUUAAAUCAAACCGCAGUAACACACUGCUGUAGUUCCCAUGAAUCGGAAAUGUGCUUUUGGUUCAUCAUCUUGCACAGUACAAUCGAGAUCUCAAACCAGGCAGCUGCUCAAUAAUAACAAUAAUUCUCCUGAUUUAGAUCUAGAAAAGCAGAAAAAGUGAUAACAAGGAAACUAUAAAAUAGUUUCAAUGCUUCCUGUUCAUUCUGCUUUUCCACAUGGAAAACAAGGAAAUUGGAAACUGUAACAUCGAGGAAAGAAAAGAAACUCAUAAAUGUUGGACCUUAAAUAAGGCAAAUCAAUUAUUUUUCAGAUAUUACUAACAAAGGGCCAAUGAAAAACUUUUCUUGUGGUAUUAGAAUCAAUGCUACUGUUUUUCAGAAUUUGUUUUGUUGUUUUUCUGCUGGUAUGUACUGCACUUUAAAAUAUAACUAAAUUUAUAGAUAUUUUGAAGAUAUUUUGUAUGCAUGUUUAACUUUAAAAGUGUGUAUUAUGCAAGGUCAUUAUAUCCUGCAUGCUUGCAUAUUAGCCAUCAAGAAGCCCAGGGCCUUAUGCAUGUUCUGACUUAGUGGAUACACAGUGAUGACCGAUUGCUAAUUUGCAUUUUGUUUGGCAAACUUGCCACUCCCACUACUGAAGUCUCAUACACACAGAAAUAUGUCUGAUUCUGAUUAUUCUGAAUAAAGAAAUAUAUCCAUUUGUAAUGGCCAUUCUUUGCAUUGUUUGUUCUAUUAGAAAUAUUUUUAAAUGAAACUUUAUUCAACAUGCAUUUCUAAAGCACAGCAUAUACAGAUUAUCAAGAACAACAUCUAUUAGUGUGUAAAUGUAUAUUGAACUUAUGCAUUUAAAAUUCAAUCUGAAAUUAUUUUAGCACUGGAGCAUAGAGUUUAAUAACUGCUAUUUUGAAUAACUAAUAAAAGAUUAAAAGAAAAACAAAACUAACCCAAGGUCACCCUAUCUCAAAGUAAACUGAACAUGGAUCCAUCAACUCUGACUUGCCAAAAAAAAGCCUUAAGUUUUCUUAUAGUAUGUAGACCAUAAUUUCUUCCAGUUCUACUAAAAUAUGUGAUCAUUCUAAUGAGAAAAAAAAAAAAAAAAAAAAAAA